Molecule: messenger RNA, 1104 nt
Organism: Guyanagaster necrorhizus
Lineage: Eukaryota; Fungi; Basidiomycota; Agaricomycetes; Agaricales; Physalacriaceae
Exons: 9
Coding region: 1-1104 (367 amino acids)
Molecular function (GO): nucleotide binding
Source: RefSeq, a predicted model, not a curated record
AUGGGCGGGCGUGCGGCCAUUGUCGGCACUGGAAGUCGUGCAGCGAUGUUUGUCCGGGGCAUCGUUGAGCGUCCUGCCAGCACUGUGGUUGCUAUCCUUGAGCCCAACUCUAUUCGCGCAGCGUAUUAUAACGACCUCCUCAAGUCUUUGGGCGCCCCGACUGUUCCUGUAUAUAAACCGGAGCAGUUUAAAGUCAUGCUCAGGGCGGAAAGAGUGGAUGCCAUUGUUGUCACUUGUAUAAACGCCUUGCAUCAUCUAUAUAUCAUUCCAGCGCUGGAGGCUGCAGUUCGGUCUCAAGUCAUUUCAAUCCACUUUGAGUGGCUCCUCGACACUGUGCAUGGAACGGACUAUUUCCAUCGCUGGUAUCGGCAGAAGGGUAAUUCUGGCGGUCUGAUGGUGCACAAAUCUGGCCAUCACUUCGAUCUCGUGAACCGGUGGAUUGAUUCAGAACCGGAAACUGUCGCUGGUAUGGGAACGAGAAACGGCUGGGCUAGAGACUCUAGGAAGGAUCCUUUCGCCAUGCAUAUAGAGAUGGACGACACUUUGCAGAAGCUUUAUACGGAAGCUGAGAGUGAGGACGGUUAUCAUCGUGAUAUGAAGGUCUUCGGGCCUGACAUAGCUAUCGAGGACGACAUGAGCGUCAUGGUGCGCUACAAGUCUGGUGCAACCCUGACAUACCACUUGACCACCUAUUCCCCAUGGGAAGGAUAUCAUGCAAUGUUCAACGGUUCUGAAGGUCGCCUCGAACUCGAUGGUCGCCUCGAAUCUGAUGUCGUCGAAUCGGAUUACCGCUCCCCCAAUGAUGGAGAGGGCUUAGGUAGACUUAUUCAUGGUACCAACUCACUCCCUCAUGCGGGGGGUACGACGAAGCCUCAGCAACUUCCUGUAAAGGUUGAUCACUCGGCACACGGCAGAGGUGACAUUCGUAUGCUCAGCGUGUUAUUCGGAGCAAAGCCGGGUCAAGAAGUGGAUACAGGCGAUGCAUCUAAGCAGUCGGCCAACGAGAGGGAUGGCGCCAUGGCACUUGCGGUAGGAGUGUGUGCUAAUGAAAGCUUCAAGACGGGAAAAUUUGUUGAUGUGGCGAGCCUGAAUCUUCCAUUGUAA